GUAGACGGCACUUUGCUGCUGAGCGGAGCAGCCCAAAAAAAUGCAACUUGGAAUUUUACAGCAAGCAUUGCAAUCGGCUGCAUUCGGCAAUGCGGAAAUAGAUGGACGCUUCAUGCCACUGAGCUUGCAUCCACAGUGUCGGGACGCAGAUCAGAAGCGCUCAGACCAGUAAACAGGAUUGCAGGAUUUAGUGGAGCGCAGCGCAAUUCCACAUUGUGUGUUUGCUUUGGAGAACAGCGGGCACCGUGUUUUGGGAUCGCAAGGAUUUAUUUAAUGUAUGUUUUUUUUUUGUUUGUUUUGUUUUGUUUUGGGUUUGUUUCUUGAAUAAGUGGGUUAUCUGUUUUGGAGAGCAAAACAUUGCUUUGUGACUGUCAAGCGUCAACAUGGACGUGUUAGCAAAUCACAGUAUUUUUCAAGAGCUGCAGCUCGUGCACGACACCGGCUACUUCUCCGCUUUGCCUUCCCUGGAAGAGAACUGGCAGCAGACGUGCCUGGAGCUGGAGCGCUACCUGCAGACGGAGCCCAAGAAGUUCACAGACCCCUUCGAUGAAGACUUGGACUGCCUGUUGACACCUUCCUUCAUGAAGGUUGAAGUCGAGGACCACUUACUGCUCUCGGAGCAGCCCAGCCCCACGGGACUCCUCGUCUCCCAGGACAACGUCCUGCUGAAUGUCCCCUUGAGUGUCCAGACAUCGGACUCCAUGACCAAAGAGGCGUGUGCCGGCACGGGUGGAGGCGUGAACGCAGCCCAGCUCAGCGCAGUCACUUCCCUCACCCCACCCUCCUCCCCCGAGCUCGGCAGACACCUCAUCAAACCCGCGCAGACGCUCACAGCCGCCGCUGACGGCACACUAACACUCAAGCUGGUGGCAAAGAAGAUCGGCACAGGGGCCGCCAAGGUGGUCACUGCAACGAUGCUACCCUCCCCGACAAAGGGGGCGCAGAGUGACGGGGAGCAGGGGGCCGCUGGUGUCAGAACAGCUGAAACUACCCCCGAAAACAAGAAGCGGGUCCAUCGCUGCCAGUUCAAUGGCUGCCGCAAGGUUUACACAAAGAGCUCCCACCUGAAAGCACAUCAGAGGACACACACGGGGGAGAAGCCUUACAAGUGUUCAUGGGAGGGCUGCGAUUGGCGCUUUGCACGGAGCGACGAGUUGACGAGGCACUACAGGAAGCACACUGGAGCCAAACCGUUCAAGUGUAACCACUGUGACAGGUGUUUCUCCCGGUCCGACCAUCUUGCUCUUCACAUGAAGAGACAUAUAUGAGGAAGAACUCUUUUAAUCUAU
Molecule: messenger RNA, 1289 nt
Organism: Polyodon spathula (Mississippi paddlefish)
Lineage: Eukaryota; Metazoa; Chordata; Actinopteri; Acipenseriformes; Polyodontidae
Product: Krueppel-like factor 7
Exons: 4
Coding region: 384-1268 (294 amino acids)
Biological process (GO): regulation of transcription by RNA polymerase II
Molecular function (GO): RNA polymerase II cis-regulatory region sequence-specific DNA binding; DNA-binding transcription factor activity, RNA polymerase II-specific
Source: RefSeq, a predicted model, not a curated record